AUGGAGGAAGCUCAGAAUUUGACUGAACCACCAAAAAAGGAUGCAGUGUCGGAGCAGCAAGCAGCAGAGACGGGAGACCGGUUACAAAAAGAUGAUGUAGCAGUGAACGGGGGAGGGGAAAAAACGGAGAACCAGUCACCAAAGAUGAUCAGUUCCACUACUGAUCAGAAUGAUGAUGAGGAAACAAAGCUUAUGAGUUCCAAUAAAGAACCUUUUCAAACUGAAACUUCUUCCAAGAAAGGAAAACAAGUCGCUGGUGAUGUAUCAAUGAAUGAUUCUUCAACAAUGCUAUUGCCAUUGCCAUUGGAUUCAAAGAAGACAAAAGAUGGACCUGAAACUAAAACAACUUCUGCAGAAACUCCAACCAGGAUAAGAACAGGACAGUCUCCUGGUUCUGGAACAAAGAAGAGAAAUGACAGACAAUCACAAACAACUUCUGAAGAAACUUCUUCAGAGAAAAAUUUCAAUUCUUCUUGUUCUUGUAGAGCCGAAAAGAUGAACAAUUCUUCCACUACUGAUCAUCAGAAAGAUGGUGAUGAUGAUGUAGCAAUGAAUGAGGAUAGUUCCGCAGAGAGUAUCAGUUCAUCUCCUGAUGUAGCAAUGAAUGAGGAUGGGGGCGAAGCAGAGAUUAUUAGUUCAUCUCCUGAUGUUGCAACGAAUAAUGACGUUGAAUCAUUGGUUUCUGGUUCUCGUUCGAGGGAAAGAUUCAACAAGAAAGAAGUGAAUGAAUUCAAUUCUUCCACUACUGAUCAUCAGAAAGAUGGUGAUGAUGAUGAUGUAGAAAUGAAAGAGGAUGGCGGCGCAGCAGAGAUUUUCAGUUCAUCUCCUGAUGUUGCAAUGAAUGAGGAUGGUGCAGCAGAGAUUAUCAGUUCCCCUCCUGAUGUUGCAAUCAGUGACCUUGAAUCAUUGAGUUCUUCGUUCUCCAAUCUACUUAACAUCAAGGUAAAACCUUGUCAAACUCAAACUCAAGCUUCUGGUUCUCGUUCGAGGGGAAGAUUCAACAAGAAAAAAGUUGCAGAGACUGGUUCUCGUUCAGCAUUGCCAUUGGAAUCUAAUCUCUGUUUAACACCAAAGAAGAGAAAAGGAAGACCUUGUGAAACUCAAAGAACUUCUGCAGAAACUCCAACCAAGAAAAGAAAGGAUCGCGAUGCUAAUCGAAGAAGAAGCUUCUAG
Vicia villosa (hairy vetch) is the source of this 1173-nucleotide messenger RNA. RefSeq names its product lisH domain-containing protein C1711.05-like. Bases 1 to 1173 code for a protein of 390 amino acids. The transcript has 5 exons. The record is from RefSeq and is a predicted model, not a curated record. NCBI's taxonomy places the organism in Eukaryota, Viridiplantae, Streptophyta, Magnoliopsida, Fabales, Fabaceae.